AGUCAGUGCUGCCAUUUAUGGAUUUAACCUAACCUUACCCACCGAGUACGUGCCUAAGCUAACUUUUCGGUAGCAACUUGCAAGGGCCUAGGGGCGCCUUGGCAUAACCCGUAUCACUGGCAAGACUAAUGAUUCGAGAGUUCUGAAAUUAACGAUCAUAAUGCAUGUCAUAUCUCUGGGCAAGGACACUAAAGCCUCUUUAGAGUCCCUGCUCUGGGUUACAUCAAUAUUGAAUCGAAGAUAAGGGCCGGUGAUUCAUUCAUGGAUUGACGGUUGAUCCGCGGCAUAUCGUCGAUCUUAGGAGGCGUACGGGCGUCCGCGUUGAAUGAACACUUACAGUGCUGGGCUCGGUCUGACUGCUCCGAGCUCUCGAUCAGCGUUUGGGUUCAGGAUUCGGAUAUUUCAGCGGCCUACAUAGGGCAUUCACGUCCAUGGAUCAUAUUCGCGCAUUGGUGGCACAAGCCAUUCAAUGCGAUCGACAAGGCCGCGUGGCCAAGGCCAUCGAGCUGUACCUCAAGGCCGCCGAGGCCCUGGAGGAGAAUGGCCGACUUGGGCCCACGAGUGAGGAAAAAAUCCAAUCCUAUCGAGCUCGAGCCCAUAAAUUAUCACUAGGGUUGACCCCCACGCCCGCGGAUCAAGUCCCGCCCACCCUCACUCGAGCCAAGUCCCUUUUAGAACGCGCUCUCAAUGAGGAAGAAAGUGGGAGUGGAGCGGGGUCCUUGCCCUUAUACCUGGAGGCGGCUAGCGUGUGUCUGGCCCUCAAGCGAACCACGACUCAGCCGGAAUUGGCCACUCGAAUCGAGUCCAUGGCCAAGUACGCUUUAGAUCGGGCUGAAGCGCUCCAUCAGGGGCCCCAAACCGCGUCCCAAGUCCAUAUGGAUGAGCUCUUGGACAAAUUACCGGUGGUAGCUGAACCUCUGGGUGCUUUGGAGGCUUCUUCUCUUGUUCUACCUCUGCCCCCAUCGCCUCAGAAGACUCCCAAAUCACCCGUAAAAUCUCCGUCUUCGCCCCUUAGGCCGCCCCUUCCAUCAUCCUCGAUUGAAUCGAGAUACACGGCGGAGGAGAAGGCCGUUCUGGGCAUGACUUCGGUCAUCAAUGGGCGGGAAUACGUGCCUUUUAUGUCAGUGGAUUUGAGCGAAAAGUUUACCUUUCCCAUUCCUUAUACGGACAAGCACGGCAUGCUCGAUCUGGCUCCCAAACAGAAAGCCAAACUGGUGCGUUGGGCUCGGCCCUCCGAGUUCAUGAAGCAGCCCACCAUGAUCCAGGUGGUAGAUUGUUAUAGUGUGAAGCAGACCGUGGUCUCGGAUUGCUCGUUCGUGGCGUCCAUUGCCAUCAGUGCUCAACAUGAGAAACGAUUCGGCAAGAAGCUCAUCACGUGUAUCAUCUAUCCGCAGAAUUCGAAAGGUGAACCCGUGUACAAUCCCAGUGGUAAAUACAUGAUCAAAUUGAGAAUCAACGGCGUGCCCCGAAAAGUGGUUUUAGAUGACUACUUGCCCUUAGGUCAGCAUAACGAACCGCUGUGUUCUUAUAGUAGCAAUCGCAACGAGUUGUGGAUCUCGUUGUUGGAAAAGGCCUAUAUGAAGGUCAUGGGUGGGUAUGACUUUCCCGGAUCUAAUAGCAAUAUUGACCUGUACGUGUUAACUGGAUGGAUCCCUGAGCGAGUGUCCAUUCGAGCAGAGGGCCAAGUGUUCGACCGAGAAGGCACAUUCCAGAAACUUUUUCAAAGAUUCCACCAAGGCGACGUUCUCGUCACUUUAGCUACGGGCGAAAUGUCGCAAAGCGAAGCGGAUCGCGCUGGUUUGGUCCCGACUCACGCCUACGCUCUUCUGGACAUCAGACAGAUUGACGGGCUCCAAUUGUUCCUUCUGAAGAAUCCAUGGUCCCAUCUCCGAUGGAAAGGAAACUACUCCGAGCGAGAUGAGGUCCACUGGACGCCCAAACUAAAGAAGGCCCUGAACUACGACCCACUCAACGCCCAGAACUUUGAUAAUGGUGUGUUUUGGAUUGACUACGACUCUCUUUGUAAGUUUUUUGACGUGAUUUACAUGAAUUGGAAACCAGAGCUCUUUCAGCACACGUUUGUGACCCAUCAAACUUGGCAUUCCGCCCUUGGACCGGCCAAAGAUUUGUAUGACAUUUCAAAUAAUCCUCAGUACUCGCUUGAACUUCAGGGAGAGGAAGGAGCUCUCUGGAUCUUAUUGUCCAGGCAUAUUACAGAUAUUGCCGAUUUCAAGAACAACAAAGAGUAUAUCACAGUGCUUUUGUAUAAGAACCAAGGGAAACGAGUCUACAAUCCCUAUGAUCCACCUCCAUAUAUUGACGGGAUGAGGAUAAACUCACCUCAUUACUUGUGCAAAACUGUCAUCACACCGGAAACGCCCAAAAAGAUGACCCUGAUCGUGUCCCAGUUCAACAAGAGUACGCAUAUUCAUUACACGUUACGGGUCUAUUCCACGAUUCCGUUUAUAUUGAACAAAAUCUCCAACCCAUACAAACACGAACGCGAAUUUGUGUCCAAAUGGGAGGGAAAAUCCGCUGGAGGGUGUGACAACUAUCGAGAAACCUAUCCUUUUAACCCUAAAUUUGAAUGCAACAUCGACAAGAAAACCGCAAUCCUCGUCGAACUCAAAGGUCCUCGAGAUUAUCAAAUCGGUUUUGGAGUGAAAUGCGAGAAAUUGAACUUUGAAGGCGAAUCGCCCCUUAUUUUCAAGAAGAAACACUCAGGAACCUACAAACAUGGUUAUGCCGUUUUGGAACUCGAGCUUCUACCAGGAAUUUAUAGCAUUAUCCCAACCACAUUCAAGCCAGGACAGGAAUCCCCGUUCUUCCUUCAAUUAAAGUCAUCUUCCCCAAUCAAGUGCCAUCAAGUGAAAUUAUCCAACUAAGCCAACAAACCCAAUGUGAAUUGUGAUACGAGAUGUGAUGAAAUUCAGAGCAAAAAAAAAUACUAGUCAUUUCUAUUAAGCCCAUACUGCUGAGUUUCUCUCAUGGCCUAAUCGUUUCAGA
Molecule: messenger RNA, 3006 nt
Organism: Tigriopus californicus
Lineage: Eukaryota; Metazoa; Arthropoda; Copepoda; Harpacticoida; Harpacticidae
Product: calpain-7-like
Exons: 1
Coding region: 432-2885 (817 amino acids)
Biological process (GO): proteolysis
Molecular function (GO): calcium-dependent cysteine-type endopeptidase activity
Source: RefSeq, a predicted model, not a curated record